AAACACAAAGCAACAAUCAAGAGUUUUUACCAAUUAAGACAAAAGAAAAUUCCUCUCUCUCUUUUUUCAAAUGAAGUUUUCAUUCUUAACCUGCACAGACCAAUAUUAUGGACAAAAGCUUCAUAGUUCUCAACCUUUCUUGAGUUUAAAAUGAAGAAUGGCUAAAGGUUAAUGGUUGAAAUGUUGCCAAGUUUCCUUCAUCUCUGUCGACUUCUUGGUCGUCUUCUCAAUUUGUUUCAGUAUGAAACUGCUGCCUGCAAAGCUUACUGGUUGGACUUCGAGAUGUGGAGAAGCGUAAAGCAGCAACCGAUGAGGUCUCAAAGCAGAAAGAUGAGAAGGAUGCUCCUAUAAUUUAAAAGGCUUGAAUUUUUGAGGGAGAGGAUAGAAAAAGAAUAAAAAAAAGUAUGCCAACAGUUUGGUUUUCUUUGAAAAAGUCUUUCCCUUGCAAACCAGAGCCAUCUGAAGUCUAUGAUCCAAAGAACAGGAAACAACUCAACACAAUCACAACUAAGAAAGCAUCCAGAAAGUCAGGUUGUUCUUCUGGAAGGUCUGGUUGUUCAAGGUCCAUAGCAAAUCUCAAAGAUGUAAUCCAUGGAAGCAAGAGGCACAUGGAAAAACCACCGAUAUGCAGCCCGAGAUCGAUCGGUAGCAGCGAGUUCCUCAACCCAAUUGCUCAUGAAGUCAUACUAAGCAACUCCAAGUGUGAGCUCAAGAUCACUGGUUUUGGAAGCUUCCACCAAGAGGAUGUGGGAAGUGCUGGCUUUGGCGGGGGUGGGGGUGGGGGUGGGGGUGGGAAUUCGCCAUUUUUCGGUACACUAAGACCCGGAACUCCUGGUCCUGGGGAGCACUUUGUUAACAACUCCAAUUCUCCUUUUAAUAAUACUUCCAUGUCUGGUGCAAGAAAGGUUCCUUCUCUUUUAUCAUAUAGAGAUGGGUCUGCAGCUGGGAGUACUGCUAAAUCUAAGGUGAGUGGGGAAGUUCAUCCAAGCAAAAGAUUCUCCCCGCUAACUGAAUUGAACGGUAAUACGUUUUCGACGGUUACUUGCCAUAAAUGUGGAGAGCAGUUCUGCAAAUUGGAAGCUGCUGAGUCUCACCAUCUCUCUAAGCAUGCUGUUACCGAGCUUGUGGAAGGCGAUUCAUCAAGAAAAAUUGUUGAAAUAAUAUGUCGAACGAACUUGUUGAAAUCGGAGAACAAUGGCAACCGAAUCGAACGAGUCUUCAAAGUUCAUAAUAUGCAAAAGACAUUAGCUGGAUUUGAAGAAUACAGGGAAAUGGUGAAGAUCAAGGCAAGCAAGCUUUCGAAGAAACACCCUCGAUGCCUUGCCGAUGGUAACGAGCUGCUGAGGUUUUAUGGAACUACUUUAGCCUGCUCUCUUGGACUAAAUGGCUCCUCUAGCCUCUGCAUAUCACAGAAAUGCAGUGUCUGCAGAAUCAUAAGGAAUGGUUUCUCAACCAAGAAGGAUAUAAAAGAAGAAGUAGGAGUUUUCACGACUUCGACAAGCGGAAAAGCUUUCGAAACCAUUAAAACGACAGAAGAAAGCUCGGUAAAGAAAGCAUUGAUAAUCUGCAGAGUGAUUGCAGGGAGGGUACAUAGGCCUCUGGAAAAUAUACAAGAUAUGGUUGGCCAAUCAGGGUUUGAUUCUUUAGCUGGCAAAGUGGGAUUACAUUCCAAUAUUGAAGAGCUUUAUUUGCUUAAUCCUAGAGCUUUGCUUCCUUGUUUUGUUGUAAUCUGCAAACCAUGAAAGAUAGAGAGAAAAAGAAAGCUUGUUUUUCUCUUUGUAUAACCAUUCUUCUAAGGAACCUAACCCAAAGUUUGUGGUUCAUCAUUUGUUGUUGAGCUUGUAAUGAUUUUAUUUCAUUUGAUUUUAAUUCUUCUUUUGAAUUGGUCUGUA
Molecule: messenger RNA, 1892 nt
Organism: Cucumis sativus (cucumber)
Lineage: Eukaryota; Viridiplantae; Streptophyta; Magnoliopsida; Cucurbitales; Cucurbitaceae
Exons: 3
Coding region: 405-1742 (445 amino acids)
Source: RefSeq, a predicted model, not a curated record